Molecule: messenger RNA, 1220 nt
Organism: Neltuma alba
Lineage: Eukaryota; Viridiplantae; Streptophyta; Magnoliopsida; Fabales; Fabaceae
Product: rust resistance kinase Lr10-like
Exons: 2
Coding region: 24-1220 (398 amino acids)
Biological process (GO): protein phosphorylation
Molecular function (GO): protein kinase activity; ATP binding
Source: RefSeq, a predicted model, not a curated record
AGGUAGUUUCUUCAAUUUCCGCAAUGUGCCUUCAAAGAAAUGUCUUGCAAAUCAAAUUUCCACAACCAAAUUCUGAUAUUGAAAAGGGCAAAACCAGGAAGAUUCUUGGAAUUGUUUUCCCAGGUUCAAUUCUAUUGGCGUUGGUGUUCAUUGCGUGCUUUUACAUAUAUCUCUAUUUCAAAGAAAAAGGAGAUGAUCAAGUGAGAUUGGAAAAGUUUUUGGAGAAUUACAAGGUACAUAAACCUACUAGAUUUUCUUAUGCUGACCUGAAAAGAAUCACAAAUCAUUUCAAGUAUAAACUAGGUGAAGGAGCUCAUGGAGAAGUGUUUAAAGGUAAGUUAUCUACCGAAAUCCAAGUGGCAGUGAAAGUAAUCAAUAAUUCAGAUAGCGAUGGGCAAGAGUUCAUCAAUGAAGUGGGGACUAUGGGUAAAAUUCAUCACAUCAACGUUGUUCGUUUGCUAGGCUUUUGUGCUGAUGGUUUUCAUCGUGCUCUUGUUUAUGACUUCUUUCCAAAUGGUUCCCUUCAGAAGUUCAUAACUUCGCCAGACAACAAGGAAAAUUUCCUUGGAUGGUUGAAAUUGCAACAGUUAGCCCUUUCCAUAGCUCAAGGGAUUGAAUAUCUUCAUCAAGGUUGUGAUUACCGAAUUCUUCACUUUGACAUCAAUCCUCGUAAUGUGCUGUUAGAUCACAAUUUUACUCCAAAAAUUUCUGAUUUUGGCCUAGCUAAAUUGUGUUCUAAAAAUCAAAGUACAAUAUCAAUAACAGCAGCUAAAGGAACUUUGGGUUAUAUUGCCCCUGAAAUAUUCUCUCGAAACUUUGGAAAGGUGUCAUAUAAAGCAGAUAUUUACAGUUAUGGAAUACUGCUACUAGAAAUGGUUGGUGGAAGGAAAAAUGUUGACACUAAUCCAGAAACCUUACAAGUGUUAUGCCCAGAUUGGAUCCAUAGUUUGAUGGAAGGAGGUGAUAUAAGUAUCCAUAUGGAAGAUGAAGAUGACAUUAAGAUUGCGAGAAAACUAGCAAUUGUGGGACUUUGGUGCAUUCAAUGGCAUCCAGCAAAUCGUCCUUCCAUGAAGACCAUUAUUCAAAUGCUAGACGGAGAGGUUGAUAAAUUAAAGGUGCCUCCUACUCCAUUUGACUUUGCCACUUCAACUAAUAUGAGUACCAUCAUUCCUACGAGACAUUUGAAUUUAGAGUUAGAAGUGGUUCAUGAAUUCGAAUAA